This is a messenger RNA of Acanthosepion pharaonis, 1749 nucleotides long. NCBI's taxonomy places the organism in Eukaryota, Metazoa, Mollusca, Cephalopoda, Sepiida, Sepiidae. The record is from the annotation of a GenBank genome assembly.
AUGCGCCUCACCUGCUAUCCUCUUCCGUCUCACCUGCUAUCCUCUUCCCCCUCACCUGCCAUCCUCUUCCCCCUCACCUGCUAUCCUCUUUCGCCUCAGCUGCUAUCCUUUUUUCGACUCACCUGCUAUCGUCUUCCACCUCAUCUGCUAUCCUCUUCCGCCUCGCCUGCUAUUCUUUUUCGAUUCACCUGCUAUCGUUUUCCGACUCACCUGCUAUCCUCUUCCGCCUCGCUUGCUAUCGUCUUCCGUCUCACCUGCUAUCCUCUUGCGACUCACCUGCUAUCCUCUUCCGCCUCACUUGAUAUCCUCUUCCGACUCACCUGCUAUCCUCUUCUGACUCACCUGCUAUCCUCUUCCGCCUCACCUCCUAUCCUCUUCCGCCUCACCUGCUAUCCUCUUCCGCCUCACCUGCUAUCCUCUUCCCCUCACCUGCUAUCGUCUUCCCUGCUAUCCUUUUCCGCCUCACCUAUUAUCCUCUUCCACCUCACCUGCUAUCGUCUUCCGACUCACCUGCUAUCCUCUUCCGCCUCACCUGCUAUCGACUUUCGUCUCACCUGCUAUCCUCUUCCGCCACACCUGCUAUCCUCUUCCGCCACACCUGCUAUCGUCUUCCGUCUCACCUGCUAUCCUCUUGCGCCACACCUGCUAUCGUCUUCCGUCUCACCUGCUAUCCUCUUGCGCCACACCUGCUAUCGUCUUCCGACUCACCUGCUAUCCUCUUCCGCCUCACCUGCUAUCGACUUUCGUCUCACCUGCUAUCCUCUUCCGUCUCACCUGCUAUCCUCUUCCGCCUCACCUGCUAUCGUCUUCCGUCUCACCUGCUAUCCUCUUGCGCCACACCUGCUAUCGUCUUCCGACUCACCUGCUAUCCUCUUCCGCCUCACCUGCUAUCGACUUUCGUCUCACCUGCUAUCCUCUUCCGUCUCACCUGCUAUCCUCUUCCGCCUCACCUGCUAUCGUCUUCCGUCUCACCUGCUAUCCUCUUCCGCCUCACCUGCUAUCGUCUUCCGUCUCACCUGCUAUCCUCUUGCGCCACACCUGCUAUCGUCUGCCGUCUCACCUGCUAUUCUCUUCCGUCUCACCUGCUAUCUUCUCCCCCCUCACUUUCUCUACUCUUCCGUCUCUCCUGCUAUCCUCUUCCGUCUCACCUGCUAUCGUCUUCCGACUCACCUGCUAUCGUCAUCCGUCUCAGCUGCUAUCCUCUUCCACCUCACCUGCUAUCCUCUUCCACCUCACCUUCUAUCCUCUUCCCCCUCACUUGCUAUCCUCUUCCGACUCACCUACUAUCCUUUUUCGACUCACCUGCUAUCACCUUCCGUCUCCUCUGCUAUCCUCUUGCACCACACCUGCUAUCCUCUUCCCCCUCACUUGCUAUCCUCUUCCGACUCACCUGCUAUUAUUUUUCGACUAACCUGCUAUCACAUUCCGCCUCACCUGCUAUCCUCUUCCCCCUCACUUGCUCUCCUCUUCCGUCUCACCUGCUAUCCUCUUCAGCCUCACCUGCUAUCGUCUUCCGUCUCACCUGCUAUCCUCUUCCGUCUCACCUGCUAUCCUCUUGUGCCUCACCUGCUAUCGUCUUCCGUCUCACCUGCUAACUUCUUCCGUCUCACCUGCUAUCCUUUUUCGACUCACCUGCUAUCGUCUUCCGACUCACCUGCUAUCGUCUUCCGUCUCACCUGCUAUCGUCAUCCGUCUCACCUGCUAUCCUCUUCCGCCUCACCUGCUAUCCUCUUCCACCUCACCUGCUAA